Leucoraja erinaceus (little skate) is the source of this 7502-nucleotide messenger RNA. It is a transcript of the gene ankrd44, whose product is annotated as ankyrin repeat domain 44. The transcript is spliced from 29 exons. Bases 1605 to 5000 code for a protein of 1131 amino acids. The record is from RefSeq and is a predicted model, not a curated record. Gene Ontology annotation, molecular function: protein binding. NCBI's taxonomy places the organism in Eukaryota, Metazoa, Chordata, Chondrichthyes, Rajiformes, Rajidae. Gene Ontology annotation, cellular component: nucleus; cytoplasm.
AGAUUGCAAUCUUCACGUGGUCCACCCUGUUUCGACAAUGCAAUCAACCUGGCGUGCACAAAUAGAAGAUCAAACAGAACAAGUUGUCUUCCAACUUUAGGCUGUGCACGCCAUACGCAAGAAGAAGACCCUGGUGCCAUAGACUCGUUUUGUGGUGCUUCUUGUGUGGUGGUUUGCCGUUCAGAAGCAGCUGUUGAGUAACCUGAUCUGCUGUAACGUUAGAGUGCAGCAUUGCCUUCUGGGGGUCGUUGUUUAGCUUUUGAUGGUUGACCAAGCUCUCUUACUGUUGUCUCUUACUGGCAUUUGCCUGAGGAAAUUAUGAAUGGUUUAAUGUAACAGCAACAUUUCCCAAGAUAAACCGACCUAUAUGAGGAAAACUGUUUGCAGUGGCAAAAAUGACUAUAAUCAGACCACAUCGUUCGGAUAACUAGCAGAAAAACCAGAGGAGAGCUGAGGAUCUUUGUUAAACCAGCGGCUAGGUCUGGUAUUCCUUUGUUAAAAAGAAACAGCUUCAACGAUCAUUUUUCGAAAUAACUAAAACGAUCAGUUUGAAGAAGAGUCCUGACCCGAAGUGACGUCCGUCCAUUUCCCUCCACAGAUGCUAUACGACCAGCUGAGUUCCUGAGGGUUUUUUCUUUGAUCAAGAUUCCCACAUCUGCAGAUUCUUGGGUCUCAGUUUUCUGAAGAGAAUUAGCUGAACUGUUAGGAAAUAGGAGUAAACUAACGUUAAUUGGAUGGCAAUUAUAAAAUGCUUGCCAGCGGUAGGAUGGAUUGAAUUGUCUUAUUCCGCGUUAUAUUGUUGUGUGCGUCUGCAUCAAAUAUCUGACAUGCCAUUUCACUAAUAUACGGAGGAGGGGGUGGUUCGGAUUUCAUUCUAUAUUUAUUUCGGAGAUCCUUUGUAAUGUUUUGUUUGCAUCUUAGAAGAUGCUUCUGGGACGGAUGCAUUUUCCAGUAAUGCUUCGAGAGGCGAAACAGAAGGGGCGUUUAAAUAAACAAAUGAACCGCAGCAGCCCACCGGCAAUGACUGCGAAUGAUUCUCUGACUGGACAGAUUUGUCGACAGACAUUCGGUUGCAAAGAACCUCACAGUGAAAGAAAAAAGGGGGGACGAAGCUGGAUAGGGGGCUGGGGGGUUGCAAAUGUAAAAGGCGAGAGCGGCAGCGGGAGCCGAUGCGUCCUGUGCAACAGAGCUCCCGCUCCGGGCGGUCGCAGUGAGAGCGUCUGAAUGAUUCAAAUCAGAAAUAUUGAUUUCUCCAACUUCAAGUAAACCUUGCUCUCCCGCUCUCUCCGUCCCUCUCCCAUCCUGGUUCUCUGACUAGAUUCACGCUCCUCCUGAUUAUUCUUACUCAUUGUCACCUUCCGCUCAGCCAACAAUGAACCAUUUUACAUUUUUUUUUUGCUUUGAUCUGUUUUUACACCUUACCUUUUCCAUAUCUCUAGUUUCUCUCUCCCUUGAUCCUCAGUCUGAAGAGGUCUCGACCCGAAAUACCAUCCACUCCUUCUCUCCAGAGAUGCUACCUGACCCGCUGAGUUACCCCAGCUUUUUGUGUCUAUCUACAGUUGUAAAUACUGACCUUUCUGUCCUGGGCCUCUUCCAUUGUCAGAAUGAUGCCACAUGCAAAUUGGAGGAACAGCAUCUCAGAUUUCGCUUGGGCUGCGCCUCCGUUGGUCUAUGCAAUAUUUAGCGGGGAUUCUGAAGAAGUACGGGUGUUAAUUUAUAAAACGGAAGAUGUCAAUGCUUUGGAUUCGGAGAAACGGACACCACUGCAUGCGGCUGCAUAUUAUGGUGAUGCUGAAAUUAUUGAGCUCCUCAUACUUUCAGGAGCUCGUGUUAAUGCGAAGGAUAACAUGUGGUUAACUCCACUGCAUCGUGCCAUUGCUUCACGAAAAGACGAAGCAGUUCGAAUUUUGAUCAAGCACUCCGCUGACGUCAAUGCUCGUGACAAAAACUGGCAAACACCCUUGCAUGUGGCUGCUGCCAAAAAGGCAAUUAAGUGUGCAGAAGCAAUCAUUCCUUUGCUUAGUAGUGUCAAUGUAUCUGAUAGAGGAGGCAGGACAGCCUUGCAUCAUGCUGCACUCAAUGGACAUAUAGAGAUGGUAAACCUCUUAUUAGCGAAAGGCGCCAAUAUUAAUGCUUUUGAUAAGAAGGACAGAAGGGCCUUGCAUUGGGCAGCUUAUGAGGGUCAUGUUGAAGUAGUUUCUUUGCUGUUGAAUCAUGGAGCUGAAGUUACUUGUAAGGACAAGAAAGGCUAUACACCAUUGCAUGCAGCUGCAUCUAAUGGACAGAUUAAUGUGGUAAAACUUCUGAUCAAUCUUGCUGUGGAGGCAGAUGAUCAAAAGCUUGGUCAAAUAGCUUUCAGGAGAAUCUUAAAACCGCAAAGGGAAAUUGGGAAGGAAAGAGGUUUGGGAAAGAAAUUCCAGCUCACACACAAGAUUGAUGAACCGAAUGCCUAUGGCAAUACGGCACUCCAUAUUGCAUGUUACAAUGGACAAGAUGUGGUUGUCAAUGAACUUAUUGAUUAUGGUGCGAAUGUGAAUCAGCCCAACAACAAGGGAUUUACUCCUCUGCACUUUGCUGCUGCUUCAACCCAUGGUGCUUCAUGUCUUGAACUAUUAGUAAAUAAUGGAGUCGAUGUCAAUGUCCAGAGUAAAGACGGCAAGAAUCCACUGCACAUGACUGCUAUCCAUGGCCGAUUUACACGAUCACAAACGCUCAUUCAAAAUGGUAGCGAAAUCGACUGUGUUGAUAAAGAUGGCAAUACACCAUUGCAUGUGGCGGCUAGAUAUGGACAUGAACUUCUUAUUAAUACCUUGAUAACCAGUGGAGCUGAAAUGGCACAACGUGGCAUUCAUGGUAUGUUUCCUUUGCACUUGGCUGCAUUAAAUGCACAUGCAAAUUGCUGCAGGAAGUUACUGUCCUCAGGACAAAAAUAUAGCAUAGUGUCAUCGUUUUGUAAUGAGCACGUGCUGUCUGCAGGCUUUGAAGUAGACACACCUGAUAAUUUUGGAAGGACUUGUCUUCAUGCUGCAGCUGCAGGAGGAAAUGUUGAUUGUAUAAAACUGUUACUGAGUGGUGGAGCAAAUUUCAACAGCAAGGACAAAUGUGGGAGGACUCCCCUGCACUAUGCAGCUGCGAAUUGUAAUUACCAAUCUAUCAUGAUGUUAGUAUCAAAGGGGGCUAAUAUUAAUGAAAUGGAUGAACGAGGUUGCACUGCUUUGCACUAUGCAGCAGCAUCAGAUAAGGACAGAAAAAAAAUAAAUAUCUUGGAAAAUUUAGAUGAAAAUGCUGAAGAACUUGAUGAUACCAAUGAAACAAAAGAGAAAGAGGCUUCAUUUUGUUUACAGUAUUUGCUUCACAAUGAUGCUAAUCCAACAAUUCGAGACAAGCAGGGUUAUAAUGCUGUCCAUUAUGCUGCUGCAUAUGGCCAUAAACAAUGCCUGGAGCUGCUUAUGGAAGCCACUCGGCACAAUUUUGAUGAUCCUGAUUCCACAGCUCCAAAGAGCCCAUUGCAUUUGGCUGCCUAUAAUGGUCAUUAUCAGGCACUUGAGGUGCUUAUUCUCUCCAUUGACGAUCUUGAUGUGAAAGACAUAAAUGGACGUACAGCUUUAGAUUUAUCAUCCUUUAGAGGUCACAAUGAAUGUGUUGAAGCCCUCAUUAAUCAGGGCGCAUCCAUACUAGUAAAAGAUGGUGUAGCGAAAAGAACCCCACUUCAUGCAGCAGUUUCUAAUGGUCAUACAACAUGUCUACGCAUGUUGAUUGAGGGUGUAGAAGGUUUGGAUGCAGUUGAUGUGACAGAUGGCAAAGGACAAACACCAAUGAUGCUUGCGGUUGCUAAUGGACACAUUGAUGCUGUGAUUCUGUUGCUCGAAAAAGGUGCAAAUAUAAAUGCAGCCGACAAGCAAGGAUGCACAGCUUUGCAUCGUGGGGUUGUUACCGGUCAUGAAGAAUGCGUUGAAACACUGCUGGAACAUGAUGCCUCUAUUCUAUGUCGUGAUUCCAAAGGGAGGACACCAUUACAUUUUGCAGCAGCUUGUGGUCAUGCAACCUUGUGCAACUUAUUGCAUGCAGCACUUUCUAUAAAUACGCUAUCAAAGUUAACAGAUAACCACGACUAUACGCCUUUGCACUGGGCUUGUUACAAUGGUCAUGAAAGUUGUUUGGAAGUUCUACUGGAACAAAAAGAACUUAGAAAAUUUUAUGGUACUCCUUUUACUCCUCUGCAUUGUGCUAUAAUAAAUGACCAUGAAAAUUGUGCAGAAAUGUUAAUAGAAGCUUUAGGUACCACUGUUAUUGAUUCCAGAGAUGCCAAAGGAAGAACACCACUUCACGCAGCUGCUUUUACAGACCAUGUGGAGUGUUUGCAAUUGCUCUUAAGUCAUAAUGCACAAGUGAAUCCUGUCGAUAAUUCAGGAAAAACCCCUUUAAUGAUGGCAGCUGAAAAUGGACAAUGUGGAGCUGUUGAGAUCUUGGUAAACAGUGCAAAGGCCGAUUUAACUUUAAAAGACAACAACAAUAAUACAGCUCUUCACUUGGCAUGUAGCAAAGGUCAUGAAAAAUGUGCCUUGUUCAUCCUUGAGAAAAUAGAUGGUGCAGGUCUUAUUAACGCAACAAAUAAUGCACUGCAAACACCACUUCACAUAGCUGCAAAGAAUGGACUUAAAAAGGUGGUGCAUGAUUUACUAAGCAAAGGGGCAAAUGUUCUUGCUGUGGAUGAAAAUGGUCAUACCCCAGCCCUGGCUUGUGCUCCUAACAAAGAUGUGGCUGACUGUCUGGCACUCAUUUUGGCUACCAUGAUGCCUUUUUCUCCUCCCAGCACAAUGACGUCCUUCAGCAUCAGUCUAAUAAAAAAUGACUGUUUGAACACACCUCUAUCCUAUGAUUCCCCUAAUACGGGUAGCAAUAUUAAUUCUCUUAAUAAGGAGUUGUAUAACAAUGUGGGGAAAAUGGAUAGGUGUCAGGAAGAUGAUGAUGAAAAUGAUUCGGACUCUGAGACUUUCUGAAUUGUUUUAGCAACCUUACAUGGAAAAAAGCCUAACACUUGGCUUGUUACUCAGUUGAAGGAUUACAGAUUGAGCAAUCAACCACUGCAUACUUUUUUUAAAAAAGCACUUAAUAAUAAAAAGGCACUUUUCUUACAGGUUUUAGGAAAUGGAAUCGUAAAGUAUUGAUUCAUAAAGUGGAUUGUUGAAUAGGGCAAGUGAUUUGCUAUUGCUCAAAUUUGCCAGAUAUUUGGCAUUGCCUCGGAGACAUUUUAUGCAAAGUGGUGAUUCUUGGGCACCAAAAAAAUGCUGCAUGCAAUAACUGUAGAAAUUCAUGGGGAUCUGUCACAGGAUGCCGUAUGUUCAUUGCCAGAUCACUUGCCCUAUGAAUAGGAUUUAAUUUUUUUUUCCAAAUCAGCACAAACAUGCAUUUGCACUUCAGUAAAAACUUGCGGUUAUAGAGUUGUUAGGGAUUAACUAUACACCUGAGCCGUUAACUACUGAUAAACAAUGAAUGAACUUUUCCAGACUGCAGUGUAAAGUAUUCAUAAAUUCCAAUAGGACUUGAUGACAUCUUUUUACUUCAAAUAUACCAGCAAGUUUAGACUAGUGUUCAAAUAGCAGAUUGUGGUAUUUUGUACAUUUUUAUAUAGCCUCAAAGGCUGCCUUUAAAGAAUGCACAGCAAUUUUGUUGAAAUCUACCCACCUGUAGGAUGAAGAGAAAGUAACUGCCAUAAAGAACAGUUGUGAUAACGUCUGCUUCAUCUGCCAAAGCUUAUGUGUUAAAUGGAGCCAUUCUCUCACCUGUGACAGGACCGCAGCAGGUUAAAUGACAAUUUGUAAAAUAUCUGGCAAGCCAUGCCAAAUGGACCAAAUCUGCCACUGAUUGAGACUGUUGCUGUCUUUGUUCUAAGAUUACAGACUUUUAAAAAACUCAUCUACUUCAACAGCUACAUUGAAGUAGCCCGUUUCAGUAAAAAUGCAGUAUUGAAAUGCAAAUAAAAUAUAUUUCACUUGGGUCAAUUCACAAAUUGUUGGAUUAGAAAUAAGCAAGAUAAACUUUUAGAAUUAUUUGCAAAUAUUCACGUGAAUCUAUUGUGCAUUCAAUGCAACCUUCCUAUUUUAACUAAAAGCACUGAAAAGAUUUCAAGAAACCUUAAUAUCUUAUAAUGGUCAUUCAGUUAUAACCGUUACAAGCAGUUAAAUUCCAGAAUAGAGACCUCUGAUAUGAAAUUGCUUUUAAGCAAUAAAUAUCUUAACACAGUAAAGCACUGAAAAUGAAGGAAAAAGGUCAAACCCAAUGGGUUUAUGUAAAGAAAAUGCUGUUUGUUAACCAAUUUUAAUAAAAGUUGAAAGCUGCAAAAUAAUUUACAAACUACAUGGUUGCUUUUUCCCCCACUCAAAUGAAAUUGACUGGUCUUUUCUUUGUACUGUUUUAUUGUUUGUCUUAUUUAGUAAAUCAUUGGAAUGCAAAAUUAGAACAUUUUUAAUGUAAAUUUGAGCAAUUAUUCAUGUACUUUAAAACUUUUUAUAGUUUUUAAUAUAAGCCUAGAAACAAGAACGGUAGAGUAAAUACUGGAAGUUAGAUAUCAGUAGUAUUGUGAUUGGCAAUCCUUGUAGCAAAUGUUUCAUUUUAUUUUUCUUAAGUUCGAAUACUAUUUUGGUUUUCUUGCAUUAUAAAAUAGUUAGUGCCUUUCUGCCCGUGUGUAUUUUCCAGAUAUUUUCCAAGCAUCUUAACAUCUUGUAGAAUCUUGCUAAUUGAGUAAUACCCAAGCAAUAAUGUUAAUUUAGAUUUCAAAAUUAACGAUGAAUGUAAAUUUUUUUUAAAGGUCCAAAAGCAUUUGAAUGAGGAAUGGUUUGUUCAUAAAACCAUCAAAUGGACUUUUUUUUUGCAGUGUUGUACAAGUUUUAAAAGUGAUGUCGUGAUUCAAAGACAUAGUUCAUCACAAAUUGAUAUUUGGAAAAGGGCAUUUAUAAUUUAGACAGUCUGACGGUGCGUAUUUUAAAACCAUAGAAAAAAAUUACCUGUGGAAGCUUGUAACAUCUAUAAGAUGUUUAAUUUUAUAAGAUGUUUAAAAAAAAAGCCUAUAACAUCUAUUUGGUAAUCUUGUCUACUUUUAUGCUUUAGCAUGUGCAAUAUGUCUUGUUACAGUACAGUAUGGUAUCAUGAUACAGUGACAGUGUUAUGUUUUAUGCAGUGAAUAUGAUCCAAUUUAGUGAAAAUGAAAAUGUUUGUUGGAAGCAGUAGUCUAUUGAAAUGUUAUGUAUUUGGUUAUAUUUCUACAGUUAAGUAUGAGGUAUAAAGCUUAAGACAUUUUUGGCAUCAAGACUGUCAACGUAUAAGAAGGAAACCCAAAACGAUCUAAAUCCAGCCUGUACCUUAAGCACACUUUACUAUUUGACUUUUGUGAACUACUGAAUGCUUGUGAUGUAUAGAAAUACCGAACUGCAAACUACUUUUUAAAAAAAAGCAUUCAGUUGCUGUAUAUUUUAAUGAAAAUAAAGGGUACAGAUGCUGAUGCA